AUUUGUGCUCUCGCUUCUUGACCACCGUACGACUCUGUUAGCACCUAGGCACAUGCCUGUGCUUUCCACGUUCUCCGGGUCCUCUUGUCGUGAGGGCUUUUCGUUGAAGAUCAAACCUUGAGCGGCGUAGGUUGGUGGAGGAGGGCGAUUGCUUUCUUCCAUGGCCGAGACCGUUGGCAAUCUUUGCCGGAAGAUGCACGGCGGCGAAGGGUUUGACACCCUAACCCUCGAUCUCUUCUCCAGGGCCCCGAGUCCUGCUCCCUGCUCCUACUCCAAGCCGGCGAAGCGACCUCGAGUCGACGGUGCUGUCACUAUGGGGAAGGACGAGGAUAGACAGAAUCCCUUCGAUUUUCUGUCUGAGGAAAUUCUUUUCCUGAUCUUGGACAGCUUGGAAUCCGAACCGCUGAGCAAGAAAUCGUUCUCGCUCGUAUGCAGAUCUUUCUACACCGCCGAAUCUUGCCACCGUCGGGAACUCACGCCGCUCCGCUCUGGUCUCCUUCCGGCUGCCCUCGCUCGCUACCCCUCUGUCGAAAAGGUGGACCUCUCACUCUGCCCUACUGUUACCGACACCGUUCUCUUCUCUGUUGGGAACUGCCUACGGUCGUCGCUGCGCUCGAUUGAUCUUUCGCGGUCCAAGGGUUUUUCGCAUGCUGGGAUCGAGAGCGUGGUGGAGAAUUGUGCGAAUCUGGUAGAGAUGAAUCUGUCAAACGCCACGGAUCUGAGCGAUGCGGCCGCUGCCGCGAUUGGGCGAGCGAGGAAUCUCGAGAGGCUGUGGUUGGCAAGGUGUAAAUUGGUCACGGAUAUGGGGAUUGGAUGCAUCGCCGUUGGCUGCCAGAAGCUGAAGCUACUCUGCUUGAAAUGGUGCUUAGGGAUUUCAGAUUUGGGGGUUGCGUUGGUGGCUGUGAAGUGUAAACAACUACGCAAUUUAAAUCUUUCCUUCACGCUGGUAACAGGGGCAGGGCUUGAAGUAGUCCUGCAAUUACCAUAUCUUGAAGAUUUGGCUUUAGUUGGAUGCCUCUGUAUAGAUGAUGGCAGCCUCCUAUCUUUGAAGCAGGAGUGCAAGUCGCUACAAGUGCUAAAUUUGUCAAACUCUCAACCUAUUAAUCAUGCUGGAUUGUCUUCCUUGUUAAAUAUCACUGUAGGUUUACGCCAACUAAACAUGGCAUACUGUUGCAUGGUAACCCAUUCACUUACCAGUAGCUUUCGAAAGCUCGCCAAAUUGCAGUCUGUCAAGUUAGAUGGUUGUGAAGUCACAACAGCUGGAUUAAAAACAAUUGCAAACGCCUGUGUAUCUUUGACUGAACUUAGCCUGAGAAAGUGUUCAGGAGUUACAGAUGAUGGUCUUUCUUCUAUCGUCAUGAAAAAUAAGGGGUUGACUAAUUUGGAUAUUACAUGCUGUGGCAACAUAACAGAUCUCUCCCUUGCUAACAUUACUAGUUCAUGCACUUCCCUCAUCACCCUUCAGAUGGAAUCAUGCACUCUAGUAUCUAAGGAGGGUUUCCGUCUGAUUGGUCAGCAUUGUCACCUCCUGGAGCAUCUUGAUCUCACAGAUAACGAAUUGGAUGAUGAAGGACUAAAAGCACUCUCAGGAUGUCACAAGCUGUCAAUCUUAAAAAUUGGCAUAUGCUUUAAAAUUAGUGAUGAAGGUCUUAUUCACAUUGCAAAAAAUUGUCCAAAGCUCCGAGAGCUUGAUUUGUACAGAUCUGCAGGAAUAAAGGAUGCAGGUAUUAGGGCAAUAGCUCAUGGCUGCCCACAAUUGCAGAUCACCAAUCUAGCAUAUUGUACAUGGAUAACAGAUGCUUCACUAAGAGCCUUAUCAAAGUGCUCAGAUUUGAACACACUGGAAAUUCGAGGCUGUCCUCAAGUUUCCUCUGCAGGUGUUGUAGCUAUUGCUGUGGGCUGCCCUAAACUUACAAAGCUUGACAUCAAGAAAUGCUAUUAUGUGAAUGAUGGUGCAAUGCUUAUUCUUGCACGCUUUUCUCGGAAUCUUCACCAGAUAAACUUGUCUUACUGUUCGAUAACCAAUGUGGGACUUUUAGCACUCGCAAGUGUUGGCUGCCUCCAGAACAUGACAAUUUUACAUUUAAAGGGGCUAACACCAAAUGGUUUGGCAGCUGCUUUGUUGGCAUGUGGAGGUCUAACAAAAGUGAAACUCAACUCCUCUUUUAAACCGUUAAUUCCAAGGCCUCUGCUUGAACAUGUAGAGGAACGGGGGUGUGUGUUUCAGUGGAUAGACAAGCCUUUUCAGGUUGAACUGGAAUCGAGCGAAAUCUGGACGAAGCAAUUGGAGGAAAUGCGUGCUUGAAGAAGUAAACCUCUGAUAAAUCAUUUGUCCACUCUUCUCGUCAUAACAACAAGAUAGCAGUACUAUCAAAUGCUAGGAGAUAUCUGAUACAUACAUAUCAACAUAAAAUCGUUAUACCAAAUCCACUACUGUGCCUGACAGUUUAGAUAGGGAUUUGACCGUGCAGACAAAAAAUCACACGUCUUUUGUUGUUGUGUUUUUGCUGAAGUUCUAGCUCUAGUUAGUCAUGAAUUAGGUUGGUAGAUGAAAAUUAUCCACAAGAGUGAGUUCUGCUAUCUUGGAUUUCUCCAGCCAGUCACCAAGGAGCUUGACUGUGUUACUAUCUGCCGUCCGUAGAAAAUCUCAUCCGAACUGUUGCUAUCUGACCAGCAGCAAAACUUUCUUCUACGCUUCUGAUAAUUCCACUCAGCAAAUAGUUGGAAUUCAGUCUUCAGAGUGUUAAAGAAAUAUGAAUUUUGUAGCAUUUUUAGUAA
This is a messenger RNA of Zingiber officinale, 2778 nucleotides long. Its product is annotated as F-box/LRR-repeat protein 3-like. Lineage: Eukaryota; Viridiplantae; Streptophyta; Magnoliopsida; Zingiberales; Zingiberaceae. Gene Ontology annotation, biological process: SCF-dependent proteasomal ubiquitin-dependent protein catabolic process. Gene Ontology annotation, molecular function: protein binding. The coding region runs from base 161 to 2305 and encodes 714 amino acids. Gene Ontology annotation, cellular component: SCF ubiquitin ligase complex. The record is from RefSeq and is a predicted model, not a curated record. The transcript has 9 exons.